Limulus polyphemus (Atlantic horseshoe crab) is the source of this 1728-nucleotide messenger RNA. Its product is annotated as glucose dehydrogenase [FAD, quinone]-like. Gene Ontology annotation, molecular function: oxidoreductase activity, acting on CH-OH group of donors; flavin adenine dinucleotide binding. Bases 1 to 1728 code for a protein of 575 amino acids. NCBI's taxonomy places the organism in Eukaryota, Metazoa, Arthropoda, Merostomata, Xiphosura, Limulidae. The transcript has 11 exons. The record is from RefSeq and is a predicted model, not a curated record.
AUGCCGAGUUUGUUAUCCUUCGAGCAGGUGAUGUUGCCAUUACUUACUGCCUUCUUUUUUCGAGCAUGGGAUAGGCAGUUUGAAAUGAAGCAAAGAAGAAUAGAAUCUGAAUACGACUAUGUUAUAGUUGGCGCAGGUUCGGCAGGAGCGGUGUUGGCUAACCGACUCUCAGAAGAUGUCCUUACAAAAGUUCUGCUGUUGGAAGCUGGGGGCUUGCCAGACGUUAUGACGGAAGUUCCUCUUUUUGCGGGUGAGUUACAACAGUCCAGUUUUGACUGGGGUUACACAACCGAGCCACAGGAAACUGCCUGCCUUGGUCAAGUGGAACGAAGAAGUCAUUGGCCACGUGGCAAAGGUUUGGGUGGGUCCAGUUUGAUUAACUACAUGUUAUACGUACGCGGCAAUUCACGAGACUAUGACAACUGGGUCCAGCAAGGGGCACAUGGCUGGAGCUGGAAAGACGUGUUUCCAUAUUUUUUGAAAUCUGAGGACAAUAGAAAUCCAGAUAUUGCGUACAAUGGUUACCAUGGCCGAGGAGGGCCUCUAACGGUCGAAACACCAGCUUACAUAUCACCCCUGGGUCACAGGUUUGUAGAGGCAGGUAAAAUUUUGGGUUACCCAAACGUUGAUAUCAACGGCCCAAUUCAAUCAGGCUUCACUGUUCCCCAAGGAACUGUGCGAAACGGCGCGAGAUGCAGCACUUCUAAGGCUUACCUACAAGACAUCAUGGACAGGCCUAAUUUAAAAGUUUUAAUUAACGCCCAUGUAACAAAGAUUUAUAUUGACAAUAAGAGGCGUGCACGAGCUGUCCAGUUUGAUUACGAAGGACUGUCAAGAACAGUGUUUGCAAGAAGAGAAAUCGUCCUGGCAGCUGGAGCCAUAAACACUCCUCAACUACUCAUGUUGUCUGGCAUAGGAGUUCGAAACCACUUAGAAAGUCUUGGCUUACCGGUAAUUGCUGACUUGCCGGUCGGGUUAAAUCUCCAGGAUCAUGUGGGUUCAGCAGGAGUGCACUUCUUAAUUGAUAAACCUUACUCAAUCAUACUGCCACGUUAUAAAAAGUCAUACCUGAUUCAUGACUUUUUGCUCAGAGGCGGAGGUCCUCUGACCAUCUUAGGGGGCUGCGAAGGUUUAGGAUUUAUAAAAACACCAUUUGCCAACGCAAGUGAGGACUUUCCUGACGCAGAAAUUCACUUUAUCUCCAGCUCCCCAUCCUCUGAUGGCGGAAGAACUAUACGAAAAGUACAAGGUAUUGGUUCAAAGGUAUGUAUUUAUAUCUAUUUCAACCAUCCAGAUGACAUAAAGACACUUCGAGACGGCAUGUCUCUGAAGAUUAGCAUUAACGUGGGUUUGUCUGAGCCAUUCAAAGCCUUUAAUACUACCCUUUUUGAGCCUCCUUUCCCAGGCUGUGAGAAACACCAGAUGUGGGGGGACGAUUAUUUGGAAUGUGUAGCUAAAACCUAUUCUAUUACCAUCUACCAUCCUGUGGGGACCUGUAAGAUGGGAGAUCCCUCUGACCCAACAACCGUCGUGGACUCCAAAUUACGAGUGAAAGGGAUAAAAAGCUUACGGGUGGCGGACGCUUCUAUUAUGCCGACCAUUGUUUCUGGAAACACCAAUGCACCAGUGAUUAUGAUUGGAGAAAAAGCUGCUGACCUGAUAAGAGGAGUCAUACCAAACGAAGUUAAUGAUAAAAAAUGGUCAACGACUAAGUUUUCUGUAUUAUAA